AUGGCUGAAUCUAAAAAAAAAGAGUGUGUACUUUGUUACGAUGAGAUUUAAUACAUCGGUUUAGGUUAGUGCAAUCACAAGGAAAUGUGCUAUAAAUGUCACUACAAGAUGAGAACAUUUACUUAAAAUAUUUCUUGUCCUUUGUGCAAUAGUUUGAAUGGUGAUUUGAUUAUUACAGAUGAUUUUAAUGCUGACUUUGAUGACUUUGAGUUAGAUGGCUUAGAAGUAUUUGAUUAAAAAGCAGGAAUUUAUGCUACUACUGAAGAAAUUUAUCAUGAACUGAAAAAACUUGUAGAAAUUAAGUGUUUCGCAUCUGGAUGCAAAGAAGAAAAUAAUACAUUUUAGAGUCUUGCAAAUUUAAAAAAGCAUUUGAAGGAAAAGCAUUAGCGUUUUUUAUGUGACAUCUGUUUAGAAUACAAAACAUGCGUCUUGUCUGAAUAGAAAUUGUACACAUAGCCAGGUUUAGAAAAACAUACCAAAAAGGGAGACUUCGAUGAAGAUGGAAAUGUUUAUUUCUUCCAUCCCGAAUGCAAAUUUUGCUUGAAGUAAUUUUAUGAUGAAGAAGCUAUCGUAAAACAUAUGCCUGAUCACUUUACAUGUCAUGUUUGUGGUCCUGAUUACAAAUACAUUUAUUAUAAGAACUACUAAACUUUAGAAAAGCACUUUAGAAUGUCUCACUAUCUUUGUGAAGACUAAUCUUGUAGAAGCAAUUCAUUUAUCGUUUUUAAAACAGCUCCUGAAUUAGAAAUGCAUAAUUGUAAAGUUCAUAACUAAAGCAAUUCCAAAAAGCACACUGUUAACUAAAUUAAUCUUACAACUAUGACUGGUUUUGAUUUCGGAAACGGUACUGAAAUCAAAACAAAAAGCAAGGAUGAUUAAAUUAAAGAUAAGGAAGGUUUGGAUUUUGAAAGUCAAUUCCUUUCUUUAAGAAAAACCAAAAUGAAAAAUACUUAAAUUGAUUCUCAUGAAGAUGAACCUAUUGAUUACAGAGACUUCUACUGCUAAAAGUAUGACGAAAAGUAUAUCAAAGAAGAAACAGAAAUCUUGCAACAAUAUUAUGAAGAACACUAUGGUGAAUAGAAAUAAUAAAAAGGUGGUAGAAAUAAUAAUAGAUCCAAAACUAAUACCAAAAGAAAAUCUUCUACUAAAAACGAUGAAGUAUUUUAAGAAGAUAUUCCACUUCUAAGAUAUCAUUAAAUUCAUCAUUUAGAUGAUGAUUAAAUAUUAGGAAAACUUGGAUUUGUUUUAGAUUAAGAAAAAUAUGAUUAAGUUGAAUAAGCAAAAAGUUUGAUGUAGAAGAAGAAAAUAACUGCUCUUGAAUUCUAUAAUAAAUUUGAAUCUUGUGUAGGAAAAGCAAUAGCAUUAAGAUUACUUCCAGUUUUGGCAGCAAGUUUAAAUUCAAAGUAUGAAUCUAUUUAAAAAGAAUUAGAUGAUGUUUACAUGGCUUAAAUUAAAUUAUUACCAGCAAAGAAUUAAAAUUUGAUAAACAGCUCCACUACUUAUAAAGAAUUUUUCUCUAAAUUUAGAACCAUUAUUGAGGAUUAGCUUUCUAGUCGUAUUAAAAGUGGUGCACUAAAAUUAAACUUAAAAGAUUUAAAAAUGGAUAGAUCAAGAAGAUUCUAGCUCAUUGAAAUUUUAAGAAGAGUUAAAACAAAAGAAAUGGCUAAGCUUAAGUUUAUUUCCAACUUUGGUGUCUCUGUUGAUGUCAAUUCUAUGAUUUUAAGAAAACUUUUCUUCUCUGACUUUAAAAAAAUAAACGAUCAUUUGGAUAAGAUUCCCAACCAUGAAAUACUUCACCUCUACGUAUACGUGAGCUAUUGUGAUGAUUUAUUACAUGGAAAAGAUAUUCAUAAAGAUAAAUAGCAAAUUUCAGUUAAUAUGUUAAAAGAUUACUUCUCUACUCAUCCAGAAAUAUAUAACCAAUUCUACCCUAAGGGAGAAAAUGUUGACGAAGAGUACUAAGAAGAAGAAUAAAAAUAAUAAAUAGGUAUUAUAUAAAAAACAAGCGUCAUUUCAAAAUCAAGUGGCCAAUCUAAAGCAUAGCAAAUUGAUACUUAAGAUAUUUAUGAGUUCCCAUCUAUGAAUCCUUAAUAAAAGAAGGUUGUUCCUGCAUCUUAAAUUAAACCAGAACCUACUCUACCUGUAGAAAAGCCUAAAAAUGAAAAAGAAAUAUAAAAAAAACUAAAUGUUUAGAAUAAUUGGGAAAAAGCAAAUGAAAAUCCUUUCCUCUAUGAAUCUUAAGAUACCAAAAUUAGAGUUAAUUAAGUUUUAAAAGAAGAAUUCCCCACUUUAGGUGGAGGAAAACCUCUUCAACCAUUCACUGUUCCUAAAAAAAAAUAACCAACAUUAUUUACUGAAGAGGAGAAACCUUAACCUAAAAGUCAAGCAAAAAACAAUGGUAAUCCUACUAAAUAAGAGUCUAAUUAAUGGAAUGGCCCAGGUAGCGAAGAUGUAAAUGAACACGAUAUAGCUAACUUAAAAGUUGUUGGAGUUAAGAAGAAAGGUAAAAAGGGAUAAGUUCAAGUAUCUCUUGCUGGUUACUUUAAAUGA
Messenger RNA from Tetrahymena thermophila SB210, 2550 nucleotides. RefSeq names its product zinc finger, C3HC4 type (RING finger) protein. The transcript is spliced from 11 exons. NCBI's taxonomy places the organism in Eukaryota, Ciliophora, Oligohymenophorea, Hymenostomatida, Tetrahymenidae. Gene Ontology annotation, molecular function: ribosome binding; ubiquitin protein ligase activity. Gene Ontology annotation, biological process: protein ubiquitination; rescue of stalled cytosolic ribosome. The record is from RefSeq and is a predicted model, not a curated record.